Messenger RNA from Antechinus flavipes (yellow-footed antechinus), 3579 nucleotides. It is a transcript of the gene INTS4, whose product is annotated as integrator complex subunit 4. The coding region runs from base 299 to 3274 and encodes 991 amino acids. Gene Ontology annotation, cellular component: integrator complex. The transcript is spliced from 24 exons. NCBI's taxonomy places the organism in Eukaryota, Metazoa, Chordata, Mammalia, Dasyuromorphia, Dasyuridae. The record is from RefSeq and is a predicted model, not a curated record. Gene Ontology annotation, biological process: snRNA processing.
UCCCUCAGUCGCAUGAGGCCCAAACGUCGCUGGGGUAGUUGGGGCGGGCGCGGGAAACUAAGCGCCUAGGGGGAGGAAAGAGCACGUAAUCCACGCCACUCCUCCUCUUUCCCCGCUGCAUUGUGGGAUACUGGCGUCCCAAUUCUAACUCUAUUCUCCAUUCCCUUCCCCGCCCGCACCCAGCGGGGCUCUCGGAGGCUGAAGGGGGUGGGAGCCCGGCCGAGGCUACGGCGGCCGGGAAGGGCCGGCCCGGAAGAGAAAGGCGGCUGUGGAGGUGCUGUUUGUCCCAGCUGCCGCCAUGGCCGCGCACCUCAAGAAGCGAGUAUAUGAAGAGUUCACCAAGGUCGUGCAGCAACAGCAUGAAGAGAUUGCAACCAAGAAGCUCCGUCUGACUAAGCCGAGUAAGUCAGCAGCACUCCAUAUAGAUCUCUGCAAAGCCACUUCACCAGCAGAUGCCUUGCAGUACCUCCUUCAGUUUGCUCGGAAACCAGUGGAGGCAGAGAGUGUAGAGGGAGUUGUCAGAAUUCUCUUGGAACAUUAUUACAAGUGGUCUGGAACUGACCCUUCAACAUCUCUGAGAUACACUUGUAGUGGGAAAAGCAAGACAGAUCAGUAUCCAAAAUACAAGGAAAAUGAUGCAUCUGUGAGGCUGAAAAUAGCUUCAUUGUUGGGUUUGUUAUCAAAGACAGCAGGAUUUUCACCAGACUGUAUCAUGGAUGAUGCCAUUAACACCCUUCAGAAUGAAAAAUCUCAUCAAGUUCUUGCUCAGCUUCUGGACACACUGUUAGCUAUUGGCACUAAACUUCCAGAGAAUCCAGCUGUUCAAGCACGACUGAUUGAUGUUGCCUGCAAGCAUCUAACAGACACCUCUCAUGGUGUAAGAAACAAGUGUCUGCAGUUACUUGGCAAUCUGGGCUCUUUGGAAAAAAAUAUUGCCAAGGAUGCUGAAGGCCUGGCUACCAAAGAUGUCCAGAAGAUUAUAGGGGAUUAUUUUGUAGAUCAGGACCCUCGUGUCCGGACAGCAGCUAUAAAAGCAAUGUUGCAGCUCCAUGAAAGAGGACUGAAAUUACAUCAAACAAUUUAUAAUCAGGCCUGUAGACUGCUCUCUGAUGAUUAUGAACAAGUACGGAGUGCUGCUGUUCAGUUAAUUUGGGUCCUUAGUCAGCUCUAUCCUGAAAGCAUUGUCCCCAUUCCUUCUUCUAAUGAGGAAAUUCGCUUAGUUGAUGAUGCUUUUGGAAAAAUUUGUCACAUGGUCAGUGAUGGUUCUUGGGUGGUUCGAGUCCAAGCAGCAAAGCUUUUGGGUUCUAUGGGGCAAGUCAGUUCACAUUUCUUGGAGCAGACCCUUGAUAAGAAGCUCAUGUCGGAUCUCAGGCGGAAGCGCACAGCACAUGAGCGUGCCAAAGAACUGUACAGCUCAGGGGAAUUUUCUAGUGGCAGAAAAUGGGGUGAUGAUGCCCCCAAAGAGGAAAUAGAUACAGGCGCCGUGAAUUUGAUUGAAUCUGGAGCUUGUGGAGCCUUUGUCCAUGGUUUGGAAGAUGAAAUGUAUGAGGUCCGGAUUGCUGCAGUGGAGGCUCUCUGCAUGCUGGCCCAGUCUUCACCGUCUUUUGCAGAGAAGUGCCUUGAUUUUUUGGUGGAUAUGUUCAAUGAUGAAAUUGAAGAGGUGCGCCUCCAAUCAAUACACACCAUGAGAAAGAUCUCUAAUAAUAUCACUCUUCGAGAGGAUCAACUUGAUACUGUGCUGGCUGUCUUGGAGGAUUCCUCACGAGAUAUUCGAGAGGCUCUUCAUGAACUGCUGUGUUAUACAAAUGUGUCAACCAAAGAAGGGAUCCAUCUUGCACUGGUUGAGCUUCUGAAGAAUUUAGCUAAGUACCCAACAGAUAGAGAAUCUAUAUGGAAAUGUUUGAAGUUUCUGGGAGGUAGACAUCCAACAUUGGUACUUCCCCUCGUCCCAGACCUCCUUAGUACACAUCCAUUCUUUGAUACUGCUGAACCUGAUAUGGAUGACCCAGCCUAUAUUGCUGUAUUGGUUCUUAUCUUCAAUGCUGCUGAAACCUGUCCCACCAUGCCUGCACUGUUUUCAGAUCAUACCUUCAGACACUAUGCUUACCUCCGUGACAGUCUUUCUCACCUUGUUCCUGCUUUGAGAUUGCCAGGUAGAAAACUACUGUCAUCUCCUGUUUCCCCAAGCAUCACACCACAUGAAGACCCUUCUCAGCAAUUUCUACAGCAAAGCCUAGAAAGGGUAUAUAAUCUUCAGCAUCUUGAUCCUCAGGGCACUCAGGAGCUGCUUCAGUUUACAAUCCGUGACCUGCAGAGACUUGGAGAACUUCAGUCUGACCUGGCAGGAGUAGCAGACUUUUCUGCCACUUAUCUUCGGUGUCAGCUGCUUCUCAUCAAGGCAUUGCAGGAAAAGCUGUGGAACAUGGCUGCCCCACUCUAUCUGAAGCAGAGUGAUAUGGCAUCCGCUGCUGCUAAACAGAUCUUGGAAGAGACAUACAAGAUGGAAUUCAUGUAUAGUGGAGUGGAAAGCAGACAAGUAGUGAUCAUUCAUCAUAUGCGGUUGCAAGCCAAAGCAUUGCAACUUAUAGUAACAGCACGGACUACCAGAGGAAUGGAGCCCCUUUUUGGAAUGUGUGAGAAAUUUUUGCAAGAAGUGGAUUUAUUUCAGAGAUGUUUCAUCACCGAGUUGCCUCACUUGCAAGACAGCUUUGUGGACAAACUUCUAGACCUCAUGCCUCGACUGAUGACUUCCAAGCCUUCAGAAGUAGUAAAAAUUCUGCAGGCUACACUUCGACAGAGUACUUUUCUACACCUCCCUCUACCAGAAAAGAUCCACAGAGCAACCGCCACAAUUAUUGAGCCAGCUGGCGAGUCAGACAACCCUUUGAGAUUCACCUCUGGGCUGGUGGUGGCGUUGGAUGUUGAUGCGACUCUAGAGCAUGUACAGGAUCCUCAGACAAUUGUCAAAGUACAGGUAUUAUAUCCUGAUGGUCAGGCCCAGAUAAUCCAUCCUAAACCUUCAGACUUCCGAAAUCCUGGGCCUGGAAGACAUAGGCUGAUAACUCAAGUUUACCUCUCCCAUGGUGCCUGGACAGAACCAUGUCAGAUUGAGGUGCGGCUGCUGCUGGCCUAUGACUCGUCCACCCGGAUCUCCAGAGCUGCUUGUUUGGAUGGCACAGAAGCUCUGCCGCUGGUAGAGAAUAGUAUUGAAGGGACCAUCCCCUUUAGCAAACCUGUCAAGGUUUACAUCAUGCCUAAGCCAGCUCGACGCUGACCUCUGCCCUAUGUGAGGGCUUCCUGGGGAGCACAGCGUCCUGGAAACAGUGGUGACCACGUCCUAAUUCUGUCACUGAGGAGUAGCCACUUGGAUUGCUUUUUGCUCAGCAUAGGGUGACUCUGGGGCCACUUCACAACAGUGAGUGGACAAGGGAUGCCAUGGGACUCAAAAGGGUUAGCAACUGCCAAAAGUUGCUGGAUUGUCAUAGCUUUCCCCAAGGGCUGGUACACUAAGAUCUUUGUUUCUCCCAGUUCAAAGCACAGGGUAAAUAAUUUUACAUUAAAAGAACCAAAAAGUUUCAA